UUUCUCCUUUUUAAUGUUUUCCUUUCUAAUUUUUUCCUUUCUGAUUUCUCCUUUCUCGAUUUUGUCAGGCACCCCCCUUUAAAACCGGGGUGCCUUCGGCCGUGCCACAACAAAGAUGGCGGCCCAACAGGAAAUGGUUUCAGCCACAAACAAGAUGGCAGCCGGAAGUAUGGGCAGUCGCCUAAUGCCCCGCUCAAGAUGGCGGCUCGUCGAGCCGCCUUCGACCUUCCAAAGACGGCGGCCAAAAAAGGCGGGAAAACACAAGGACCACCCAUGGGCGUCGACCCAACUGCCUGCCCCCGACCCCGAAAACGGCGCCGCUCAGGAACAAUUUUCAGCGUCGCUUCCCGGCGCGAGGGAGCUGUGUGCCCGCUGUGCCGCGCCGCGGUGCGGUUGCGGCAGCCAUUUUGGUGAGGCGCCUGAGUAACCAGCUACCCGGGGCCUUCGGGGGUGCCACAAAAAAGAUGGCGGCUCUACCGGAUGUCUCUUCACCACAACCAAGAUGGCGGCUACGACGGGCGGAAGUAACGUGACACCACUCUCAAGAUGGCGGCUCAGCGAGCUGCUUUCGACCUUCCAAAGAUGGCGGCCAAAAAAGGCGGGAAAACACAAGGACCACCCAUGGGCGUCGACCCAACUGCCUGCACCCGACCCCGAAAAUAGCGCCGCCCGGGAACAACUUUCAGCGGCGCUUCCCGGCGCGAGGGAGCUGUGUGCCCGCUGUGCCGCGCCGCGGUGCGGUUGCGGCAGCCAUUUUGGUGAGGCGCCUGAGUAACCAGCUACUCGGGGCCUUCGGGGGUGCCAGAAAAAAGAUGGCGGCUAAACCGGAUGUGGCUUCACCACAACAAAGAUGGCGGCGACGACGGGCGGAAGUCACGUGACACCACUCUCAAGAUGGCGGCUCGGUCAUGGUGCUGAGCUCCUGGUGCACUGGAGGUCAGCAGUGCACUGACUUGUCUCAGCUCUCAGUGCAGUGCUUCAGAAUGUUAACCAAAACAAGGAUAGAAAAAAUAACCCUGCUUUGUUUCAGCAGAGGCAGCAGCUCUGUCUUCUCUCCACACUUCAUCCAUGUUUGUGCAUAUUCACACAUAAAGUACAGGUGUGUAUCUCACCAUACAGAAACCAGCAGAGACACAAGUGAAACUUCAUCCCCUGCUCAUCUGAGCUUUUAUUAUGUUAGGGGUUUACAUUGGGCAUCAACUAUUUAUAACAACACAGGUUUACCAGGUGGCUGGAUAGGAGCAGAGAGAAAAAAUUCCAAUACAAAUAUCUCAACUGUUUAAAUUUCACUUGCAGAUCUGGCUCUUACUAUGCCACUAAAUUAGACACUUGGACUUAGGACACACUGCGGGGCUUUCCUCUGGUGUGGAGUUUAAGUUUAACCUAAAUUCAGUUUUGGAUUUUUAAAUGGAGUCAUUCUUCAGUUUAAAAAAAGAGGAAAAGGGUCACACAGCAAAUUAUUAGGGAAAUGAACUGUUUUCUGUGGAAUUCUCAGUAAUUGGUCCAUCCCUCUCCCCUGAAUCCAUCCAGUACCAUUUAAAGUGAUCACACCAAUCAUCACAGUAUUUAGGCAUAGAUUACAUUCAUAAAGAAAAAUGAAAAUGCUGUUCUAGUAUGCCAGUGAAAUCUGCUUUGACAAGUUAAUCCAGUAUUUAUUUAAUUAAACAAUGGUAGUAAAAUAUUUAAUUGCACUUUAAGAUUUCUAUUUCUGUCACCCAGCCAUGGGAGAAAUUCUGAACUCAGCAUAUGUCAAGCAAUGAAAAUGCCUCAAGCACAUCAAACACCAGGCCAUUAUACAGAUUAAUGAAAGAAAAAGAGCUGCAAUGUACACAGGUAUUAAAUAUUUAAUUCCCUUCCUGCUCUUUGAUUUUGAAGCAAAAGGGAAAUAUCCCUCUGCUCCCUCAACCCAGCCCUGUUUGUUUCUGAGGAAUGUUAAUCAGCUUCCCAGUGCCAGCAGGCUACAAUCACCAACUACUACUUAGUUUUAGAUAAUGAUAUUGGUAAUGAGGCUCUAGUUUCUUAGUGGCACCAGACUGAGCUUGACUUAGGUUUAUUCAGUUAUUUAUUAAGAAUGUUGUUGUGCAGUGUGAACAGUUUGAGCAUGCUUAAUGCCAAAUAUUUGUCUUUCAGUUAAUAGUGUCAACACACCAUUUUAAAACAGGUUUUGCUGAUAGAGCAGCUGAUUUUAAAUUAACUUUCCAUUAAACAGAGACAGUAUUUGUCUCCUUGUUACUCUAAUUACACGCGCUCCCGGCCGUGUCCGUGCGAUGGCCGGGCCGCCCGCGGGACUCGGCAGCAGGAAAACACCGAGCGCUGCGUGUUUAAAGGGAGCCGGCCCCGCUUGCCCGUGCGGCGCCUCGGCCCGGCCCGCGCCGCCCUCAGGGAGCCGAGCGGAGCUGCGGGAGCGCGGGGAGCGGCACCGAGUGCGGUUCGACCGUGCCGAGCUGUCCCGAAGAGCGGAACCUAAGCGACUGCAUAGCCGAGCUGUGCCGGUUAGAUCCGAGUGUAGCCGAAGAGCCGAAAACACCCGAGGAUUUCCGAACAGCCGAAAAGAGCCGAGCAUUGCCGAGAUCGGCCGAGUUAUGCUGAACGGCCGAAAAUGGCCGAGUGCAACCGAUAACAGCCGAACCCAACCGCGUUUAGCCGACUGGAACGGAGUCGAACCGAACAAGCCCCGCCGAACCUCGCCGAGUUCGCCCGGUUUGGACCCUAUAGCCGCGGCCGAACCAAGGCUCUGCUGCAGGUGUAUUCGAGACAUCUUUCCUCUUUGUUUGACAGAAGGAAGAGGGAAAAAAAAAAAAAAAAAAAAAAAAAAAAAAAAAAAAAAAAAAAAGAGGAAGAAAAAACGGGAGCAGUUCCGGGGCGGUCCCGGGGCGGUCCCGGGGCGGUGUGCGCCGUCACUGCCGCCUUCUCGGCGGGCGAUUCCAAGGCGCUGUCGGGCUCUCUGCCGGCCGGUCGGCGGGCGGGCGGCCGGGACGCGAUGGCGCUGUGCCCGGAGCUGGAGCGCUCGCUGUCGCUGCUGCAGCCGGGCGCCGGCCGGGCCCGGCAGCAGCAGGAGCGGCGGGCGGACGCGGCCCCCACGCCCAUGGUGUUCAUGUGCGCCGGCUGCGGGCGCCCCGUGGGCGACACCCGCACCUGGGGUUCAGUGUCGAGGACAGCGGUCCCAUCCUGCUGCGCAGUGAGUACCAGCGCUGCCACCCCCGUGCCGCCGCGGUCGCUGCCGCCGUGCCUCCUGCCCUGCCUCCCGCCGCAGCUGCGGCCGCCAGCGUCGCCGCGGACCCGGGGCGGAAGGGCUCCGAGCUCCCCGGAGAGUGCGGAUGGUAUGAUAACGCAACUUGCAGAAAAGUACAGCCUACCAAUGAAAACAAGUUUCAGCUCUGCUCGUGGAUUUUUUAUCCAGAUGAAUGCUGAUUGUUCAACAUUACCUAAUGGCCAGCUUCCUUCAGAAUUUACAAAGAUCACGAAAAUGAAAAACACAUACAGCUUCACUUCAGCUGAUUUAAUAAAAAUGAAUGAAAGAUGUCAGGAGUCCCUGAGAGAAAUCUAUCACAUGACCUAUUUAAUAGUGUGUAAACUACUGAAUGAGAUCUAUGAACACAUUCAUUGCUUAUACAAGCUGUCCGACAUUGUGUCUAUGCUGGAUAUGCUGCUUUCGUUUGCCCACGCCUGCACUCUUUCUGAUUAUGGACCAAAUAUGAGUGGAAAAUCAACAUACCUGAAACAAAUUGCUCUCUGUCAAAUUAUGGCACAGAUUGAUAACGUACAUCAUACAAAAUGCUAAUGAUAAAUCUCUCAUCAUUAUUGAUGAACUUGGCAGAGGUACCAGUGCCGAAGAAGGUAUUGGCAUUUCUUAUGCUGCCUGUGAA
This is a messenger RNA of Prinia subflava (tawny-flanked prinia), 3866 nucleotides long. RefSeq names its product mutS protein homolog 4-like. Gene Ontology annotation, molecular function: mismatched DNA binding; ATP-dependent DNA damage sensor activity; ATP binding. NCBI's taxonomy places the organism in Eukaryota, Metazoa, Chordata, Aves, Passeriformes, Cisticolidae. Bases 2981 to 3781 code for a protein of 266 amino acids. Gene Ontology annotation, biological process: mismatch repair; reciprocal meiotic recombination. The transcript is spliced from 6 exons. Gene Ontology annotation, cellular component: nucleus. The record is from RefSeq and is a predicted model, not a curated record.